AUGAAAUCGCAGCUAAAGGAACAGUUGACUCUGUCCCAAGCGGAGUCUGAGCGCAAUUUCUCCAAGUUUAAACGCUUCGCAGAGCGUGCCGAUAUUGGCAUCUUUCUCAUAGGAAUGGACGGGGUCUAUUCGUAUAGGAACGAAGCUUGGUUUGAGAUGCUUGGUCCAGUGGAUCCUGCAAUCGAUCUCGCUGACGCGUGGAGUAAGCUCAUCGACGAUGACUUCGUUGAAAUGGGACAAGCAAAGUUUGAGGAACUUGUCGAGACCAAACAGCAUCAAUCAUUUGAGUUGCGUCUCAAGAAGAGGUGGAAUGCGCCUACCCAGCAUAUGGAUGAUACAUUCCCCGAACAGGAGCCAAUGUGGGUCAUCACAUCCAUCUUCCCUGAGCUGGAUGAAAAUGGAGAAGUAGUAGAGAUCAUCGGUUGUUGUACCGACAUCAGCCAGCAGAAAUGGGGUGAGAAACUCCAGGCUACCCAGGCGACCAGGGCCCGAGAAUCUAAGCGCAGCCUGGAAAACUUUAUCGACACGACAUCACACGAGAUGCGAAAUCCUCUGUCCGCGAUCGUCCAGUGUGCAGAUAGUAUCAUCUCGGCUCACAAGAACUUCAGCAAGUCGACAGAUUAUCAGAAGGUCUAUCAGACUAUAUUAGAGACUACCGUCGACGCUGCCGAAACCAUCGUCCAGUGCUCGAAGCACAUGAAGACUAUUGUGGACGACGUGCUUACCAUGUCUAAGCUGGACUCAGGUUUAUUUGUAAUGACCCCAGUCGAUGUCAAAUUCGACUCAAUUGCGAGAGACGCGGUGAAGAUGUUCGAAGGUGAAGCCAAGUCAGCUGGUGUGGAUUUGCGAUUCCAGCUCGAAGAGUCAUGCAAAAAGAUCGCGGUUGAUCUCGUUUCGCUAGACCCUACAAGGGUCUUACAGAUACUUAUCAACCUCAUCACCAACGCAAUCAAAUUCACCCGACUAGAAGAGAUACGCGAGAUCAGGGUCAGUCUGGGCGUCUCCCUGAAGCAGCCGACCCACAGUUUCAGUGUGCCAUUCUCCCGUAGUUCGGAAACAUCAGAAGCAGCGACUCUACAAGCAGAUUGGGAGAAGGGCGAGAUAGUCUACAUCAUCUUCUCCGUGCAGGACACGGGUCGUGGCUUGAGCGACGAAGAACAUCAGCUCCUUUUCGCACGCUUUUCGCAAGCGUCUCCGCGCACACAUAUCGACUAUGGUGGUUCCGGUCUGGGCCUCUUCAUCUCACGAAAGCUUACUGAGAUGCACGGCGGCGCUAUCGGCUUCGCAUCUAAAGCCGGCAUCGGAAGCACAUUUUCCUUCUACGUGAAGAGCCGUAGAAGCACUAUUCGCCCCAACUUCAACCGGUCGGAAAGCGAUGCGGCCGUUAGCUUAAGCAUACGUGCGCAAAAGACGCUGCUUUCAAGUCGAUCGCGCAACGAAUCGGACGAACCACUCCAAGCCUCCGCUCCUGCGAACGACAUACCCAACAAAGACCUGCACGUCCUCAUCGUCGAAGACAACCUCGUAAACCAGCGCGUCCUGGCCAAGCAGCUACGGAACACGGGUAUGCAGGUCGCAGUCGCGAAUCAUGGUGGAGAAGCUCUUGACUAUCUGCGCACAACAAAGUACUGCAUCUCCGAUGGCUCUGGAAAGCCACUCGCACUCAUCCUCAUGGACUGGGAGAUGCCCGUCAUGGAUGGGUUGACGUGCGUUAGGAACAUCAGAGAGCUUCAGAAAGAAGGCGUUGUUAGAGCGCACGUGCCGGUCAUCGCGGUGACGGCUAAUGUGAGGAGCGAGCAGGUAGAAGUGGCGUUGAAGGCGGGAAUGGACGAUGUGAUAAGCAAACCAUUCAGGAUACCGGAGCUUUGUGCUUGUAUACAGAAGACGUUGAGGAAUACGGCUAGGUCAUAG
Alternaria ventricosa is the source of this 1911-nucleotide messenger RNA. RefSeq lists its product as uncharacterized. Gene Ontology annotation, molecular function: phosphorelay sensor kinase activity. The record is from RefSeq and is a predicted model, not a curated record. The transcript has 6 exons. Gene Ontology annotation, biological process: phosphorelay signal transduction system; phosphorylation. Lineage: Eukaryota; Fungi; Ascomycota; Dothideomycetes; Pleosporales; Pleosporaceae. The coding region runs from base 1 to 1911 and encodes 636 amino acids.